Fonsecaea erecta is the source of this 2745-nucleotide messenger RNA. RefSeq lists its product as hypothetical. Gene Ontology annotation, cellular component: outer membrane; trans-Golgi network. Gene Ontology annotation, biological process: vesicle fusion with Golgi apparatus; endoplasmic reticulum to Golgi vesicle-mediated transport. NCBI's taxonomy places the organism in Eukaryota, Fungi, Ascomycota, Eurotiomycetes, Chaetothyriales, Herpotrichiellaceae. The coding region runs from base 1 to 2745 and encodes 914 amino acids. The record is from RefSeq and is a predicted model, not a curated record. The transcript has 5 exons.
AUGGCAACCCCGGCUUCGAACGAGUCGGAGGAAAGCAUCUUCCAGCUGCUGAAAAAGGCCGACACUAAAGAGUUGGAAUCUCGGGAAAAGGCCAUCAAUGAGCGGUUGCAUCGCACAUUCCAGCUAGGGCAACAACGACUGGCAGAGCUCAUUGACCAGAAUUCAACUCUGCCCACGACUGUGUCGUCGGUGACAGUCCUUGGGACCCAAAAUACCAGACAUGGCUUCCUGGGAGCCGUCGUGAAUCCUCUGUUGAGCGCCAACCGCGACCGACCAUAUACCCAAUCUGAGCUCAUACACGAAGUCGCCAGAACCGCUGAGAAGCUCAGAAAAUUCGGCAUCUUUCACGACCCGGUUUCCGUCUACCUCGACAAACCCUCAAAGACCGAUCCAACAACAACUCCCACUGAUCUUGCCGUAUACUACUCUGUGAAGGAGAAAAGCCGGAUAUUUGCAAAGACUGGAACAGAUCUUGGUAAUGCAGAGGGGUCAGCUUACGCCAAUGUGCAAUGGAGGAAUCUUUUGGGUGGUGCAGAAACUCUGGACGUAAAUGCGUCCCUCGGCACGCGCACGCGGUCAUCGUACCAAGCUACCUUCGAUACCCCCGUCCUGAGCAACCCCGACCUACGGUUUCAGGUCGGUGGGCUACAGAGUGCGACGCAGAAAAUCUUCGCUAGCCAUGAAGAAGUGCUGAAGGGAGGCUGGACUAAGUUGAGGUGGCAGAGUUCUGCGGGCUCCUUCCACGAAAUAGGGUACAAUGGUUUCUGGCGACAAGUUACUGGACUCGCCCCGAAUGCUUCACAAACAGUCAGGAACGAGGCAGGGGACUCUUUCAAGAGCAGCAUCUCCCACAUGUGGAUGGCCGAUCGAAGAGACAACUCUAUGCUGCCAACUAGAGGUUAUUAUGCCAAAACGUCGGCAGAAUUGGCAGGAUGGGGCCCCCUGCAAGGUGAUGCGGCGUUCCUGAAAACCGAAGUUGAGACUCAGUCAGCACUGUCGAUACCGAUUCCGGGGAUAGAAGGAGACAGUGGCGUGAGCUUCACUACCGGAUUUCGUGCCGGCCUGCUCUACCCUUUAACUCUAGGAUCGAAACAAAAUCCCGAAAUGUCACGGAUAAGUGACCGAUUUCAGCUGGGCGGUCCUACGGAUGUUCGCGGCUUCAGACUAUCGGGAUUGGGGCCUCACGACGGCCCAGAUGCGGUGGGUGGUGACAUAUACGCAGCUGGAAGUGCAAACCUCCUUCUCCCCCUGCCGAAAGUUGGAAAGGACAAGCCUCUACGAUUUCACGCUUUCGUCAACGGUGGGAGGUUGUUGGCCAUAAGGAAUGCAGAAAAGGAGGGUGCAAUGACAAGCCAGGAAGUUAAGCAAAGUGUUUCAGAUGCUUUUUCAGAGCUGGGCAAUGGGCUGCCGACGAUGUCCGCUGGGAUAGGGCUGGUCUAUGCCCAUCCUGUGGCGCGCUUUGAGCUCAACUUUUCAUUGCCUUUGGUCGUCCGGAGGCAGGAAGAGGCCAGAAAGGGUGUGUCUUUUGGCAUCGGCAUCAAUUUCCUGUAUAAUGACUCGUGGAAACAACCCAAGUCUGACGAAAGGCCAACUGGCAAAAGAGGCUCGGUGUGGGCACCAGCCAGUCAGAAUGCCUCCGCAGCGGAGUUUCGUUGUCGAGAGGCACCUCCGAACACAUUCGCAAACUGCACCUCCACGCAGGCGUCUAGAUUAAUCUCGUCCCCUCAGGCCGUCUACAGUCUAUACACCUCGCUUCGACCUGCACCACAACCUACUCGACGGCCUCAGCGGCCCAAGUUGAACAUGUCCUACUACAAUCAACCCUACGGCCCUGGUGCAGGUGGAGACGGCGCUGCCUCAAACCUCCAGUUCUAUCCUUCCUCCUACUCAAACGUCUCCGGCCACACGACGCCCUCACAGGCUUCCUAUGGUGGGUAUGGUGGCACCAGUAACACCGCAAGUGCAUAUCCAGGAUAUGGUGCAGGCUCUGCUGGAGGCUUUGGGGGCGGGCCUGGGAUGCAUGGUGUUAGUGGCCGCAUGGGAGAUUCUGGCGGGCUGAGGACAGGCUGGCUCGCGGCGUUUGGGACCGAAGGGUACGAAGGCGAGCCGGGUUUGAUGGAGGAGCUGGGAGUCAACUUUGGACAUAUCAAGACGAAGACACUCACAGUGCUGAACCCAUGGACGCGCCCUUCACCCCACAUCAUGGACGACAGUGAUCUCUACGGGGGUUUGCUCUUCUUGAUUCUCUACGGAACAUUCCUCGCCCUCUCCGGGAAAUUCUUCUACGGCUACAUCUAUGGCAUUGCGCUCUUUGGGUCUAUAGCUCUGCACUGGAUAUUUGCGCUCAUGACGCCGCCUAUCGACCCCAACGAUUCGGAUCAAAUGUCGCAGGCCCAACAAGACCACGGUCAAGGGCCCGGCGGACGCGGUCAUGGAGGCCACUUCUCUAGCACGCUGACGUACUCGCGAAGUGCCAGUGUUUUAGGGUAUUGUUUCCUGCCACUCGUCUUCACCUCCCUGUUCGGGGUGCUCCUGCCCAUGGACACGGCCACGGGAUACGUUAUGACGGCGAUGGCGGUGGGGUGGUGCACAUUUAGCAGUUCUGGCAUGUUUGUCAGUGUAGGGAGGAUGAAGGGAAUGAGAGGACUGGUGGCAUACCCCUUAGCACUCUUCUACUCCGGGUUUGGGAUUAUGGGUAUCUUUUCGAGCCGGGGCAGUGGCAUGUUGGAAGGGAAAGUGCUUUGA